GUGACAGGGUGUGGUCUGCCUGGAGCGGGCGACGUGGGAGAGCGGGGCAGAGGCCUGGGGCUGCGGAUGGUGCCGCGGCGUGCCGGGUGCGGGGGACAGCGCGCAGCUGAGCGGAGGCGAGGGUGUCCCGGGCUCGCCAAGUGCCCAGCUCCAAGCUGCUCCAAAGCCUUCGCGGACCGCGGGGCCGGACACCUGCGAGUGAGGAGCGAGUGGCGCUCAGUCUUCCCGGCAAGCACUGUGAGAACUGCAGACCAUCAGGAAUAAAAAGGACCUUGGCAACCAGAGGCCAUCACAAGACAUCAACAAAGGAAAGAGCUGGGAUCAAAGGAGGGAAAGGCACAGUGUCCACCCGGAGGAUCUCCAACCUGAGCAGAUGCCAGUUGACAUGGGAACUCUGAGGAGAGCAAUUUAAGGAUUUUCACAUUUGCUUGCCGUGGUUUUGCCAAGACAGAAUAAUCUCCAAGGUAGCUAGGUGGGAUUUCUGAGGAGCGGCCCUCAGAUUUCUUCUUGGCCAACCAUGAGGUUCUUUCUGCUAUGGUUCUGCGUGCUGUUCCUUCUGGCCUCCAGGUUACGGGCGGUCAGCUUCCCUGAAGACGACGAGCCCCUUAACACUGUUGAUUAUCACUAUUCAAGGCAAUAUCCGGUUUUUAGAGGACGCCCUUCAGGCAACGAAUCGCAGCAUAGGCUGGACUUUCAGCUGAUGUUGAAAAUUCGAGACACACUUUAUAUUGCUGGCAGAGAUCAAGUCUAUACAGUGAACUUAAAUGAAAUCCCCAAAACAGAGGUCAUACCAAGCAAGAAGCUGACGUGGAGGUCCAGACAACAGGAUCGAGAAAACUGCGCGAUGAAAGGCAAGCAUAAGGAUGAGUGCCACAACUUCAUCAAAGUCUUUGUUCCAAGAAACGAUGAGAUGGUUUUUGUCUGUGGUACCAAUGCUUUCAACCCGAUGUGUAGAUACUAUAGGUUGAAUACCUUAGAGUAUGAUGGGGAAGAAAUUAGCGGCCUGGCACGCUGCCCAUUUGAUGCCCGACAAACCAACGUUGCCCUUUUUGCUGAUGGGAAGCUCUAUUCUGCCACAGUGGCUGACUUCCUGGCCAGUGAUGCUGUCAUUUACAGAAGCAUGGGGGAUGGAUCUGCCCUUCGCACAAUAAAAUAUGAUUCCAAAUGGAUCAAAGAACCACACUUUCUUCAUGCUAUCGAAUAUGGAAACUAUGUCUAUUUCUUCUUCCGAGAAAUCGCUGUGGAACACAAUAACUUGGGCAAGGCUGUGUACUCCCGCGUGGCUCGCAUUUGUAAGAACGACAUGGGUGGCUCACAGCGGGUCCUGGAGAAACACUGGACUUCCUUCCUGAAGGCUCGGCUUAACUGCUCUGUCCCCGGAGAUUCCUUUUUCUAUUUCGACGUCCUGCAGUCCAUCACAGACAUAAUACAGAUCAAUGGCAUCCCCACCGUGAUUGGGGUCUUCACCACGCAGCUCAACAGCAUUCCCGGCUCUGCAGUCUGUGCCUUCAGCAUGGACGACAUUGAGAAAGUGUUCAAAGGGCGAUUCAAAGAACAGAAAACCCCUGACUCUGUUUGGACGGCAGUCCCCGAAGACAAAGUACCAAAACCAAGGCCUGGCUGUUGUGCCGAACACGGCCUCGCGGAAGCUUACAAAACUUCCAUCGACUUCCCAGAUGAGACCCUGUCUUUCAUCAAAUCCCAUCCCCUGAUGGACUCUGCUGUUCCGCCCAUCGCUGAUGAGCCCUGGUUCACAAAGACACGGGUCAGGUACAGGUUGACGGCCAUCGAAGUGGACCGUGCAGCAGGGCCCUAUCAGAACUACACAGUCAUCUUUGUUGGCUCUGAAGCUGGUGUGGUGCUUAAAGUACUGGCGAAGACCAGUCCCUUCUCUUUGAAUGACAGCGUAUUGCUUGAAGAGAUUGAAGCAUACAACCAAGCCAAGUGCAGCGCUGAGAGCGAGGAGGAUAGGAAGGUCGUCUCAUUACAGUUGGACAAAGAUCACCAUGCUUUAUACGUGGCCUUCUCCAGCUGCGUUGUGCGCAUCCCCCUCAGCCGCUGUGAGCGCUACGGAGCCUGUAAAAAGUCCUGCAUUGCCUCACGGGACCCGUACUGUGGCUGGUUAAGCCAGGGCGUUUGUGAGAGAGUGACCUUAGGGAUGCUCGCUGGAGGAUAUGAACAAGACAUGGAAUACGGCAACACGGCCCACCUAGGGGACUGCCACGAAAGUUUGCCUACUUCAACUACACCAGAUUACCAAAUAUUUGGCGGUCCAACAUCUGACAUGGAGGUAUCUUCAUCUUCUGUUGCCACUGUGGCAAGUAGCCCAGAAAUUACAUCUAAAGUGGUUGAUACCUGGAGACCUAAACUGACGAGCUCCCGGAAAUUUGUAGUUCAAGAUGGCCCAUACACUUCUGAUUUUACUGAUACUAUAUCAGGUAUCCCAAAGGGUGUACGGUGGGAAGUUCAAUCUGGAGACUCCAACCAGAUGGUCCAUAUGAACGUCCUCAUCACCUGUGUGUUCGCAGCUUUCGUCCUGGGUGCGUUCAUUGCAGGCGUGGCUGUAUACUGCUACCGUGACAUGUUCGUUCGCAAGAACAGAAAGAUCCAUAAAGACGCCGAAUCAGCCCAGUCGUGCACCGACUCCAGUGGAAGCUUUGCCAAGCUGAAUGGCCUCUUUGACAGUCCCGUCAAGGAAUACCAACAGAACAUUGAUUCUCCUAAACUCUACAGCAACCUGCUGACCAGUCGGAAGGAGCUGCCACCCAACGCGGAUACAAAAUCCAUGGUCAUGGAGCAUCGAGGCCAGCCUCCAGAGCUGGCUGCUCUCCCCACACCCGAGUCCACGCCUGUGCUCCACCAGAAGACCCUGCAGGCCAUGAAGAGCCACUCGGACAAGGCCCAUGGCCACGGUGCUUCGAGGAGAGAACACCCCCAGUGUUUUCCUUCCAGUCCUCCACCCCACUCCCCGCUAAGUCACGGGCACAUCCCCAGCGCUAUUGUUCUUCCAAACGCCACCCACGACUACAACACGUCAUUUUCAAACUCUAAUGCUCACAAAGCCGAAAAGAAGCUUCAGAACAUCGACCACCCUCUUACAAAGUCCAGUAAGAGGGAGCACCGGCGUUCUGUGGAUUCCAGAAACACCCUUAACGACCUCCUGAAGCAUCUGAAUGACCCAAACAGUAACCCCAAAGCCAUCAUGGGAGAAAUCCAUAUGGCGCAUCAGACCCUCAUGCUGGACCCCGUAGGACCUAUGUCUGAGGUCCCACCCAAGGUCCCUAACCGGGAGGCAUCUCUGUACUCCCCUCCCUCAACACUCCCCAGAAAUAGUCCAACCAAGAGAGUCGAUGUCCCUACCACUCCCGGGGUUCCAAUGACAUCUCUGGAAAGACAAAGGGGUUAUCAUAAAAAUUCCUCCCAGAGGCACUCUAUAUCAGCCGUGCCUAAAAACUUAAACUCACCUAAUGGUGUUUUAUUAUCCAGACAGCCGAGUAUGAACCGUGGAGGGUAUAUGCCUACUCCCACGGGGGCGAAGGUGGACUACAUUCAGGGGACACCCGUGAGUGUCCACCUGCAGCCUUCCCUCUCUAGACAGAGCAGCUAUACCAGUAAUGGCACCCUACCCAGGACGGGACUAAAGAGGACACCAUCCUUAAAACCUGAUGUGCCACCAAAGCCUUCCUUUGUUCCUCAAACCACAUCGGUCAGACCACUGAACAAAUACACUUACUAGGCCUCAAGUGUGCUAUUCUUGUGUGGCUUUAUCCUGUCCCUGUUGUUGAGGUCGCUGUGAGGGUACCUUAUGACAAGAUACCUGCUUGUAUUUUAAGAGAAACAAGUAGCCAAAGAAACUCUGUAACUUUGGUAACAUCAGAACUUGCCACAUGUAGCUACUGCAUCCUGGCUUCUGUGUACUUGCCUGAAGCAAAGGGAGGUUCUGGUCAUUCCAUUUCUCUUGUUUGACGCUGAAGGGGUGUGUAGCCUGGAAGGGCUCCCUUCGCCAGUAGAAAGAGCUGACACAGUACUCAGAAGACUGAACAAAUACUUGAAAAUGGGUUCAAUUUAGACUGCCAUUAUGUGUGGUCUUCCCAUUAAAUGUGAACAUUUUAAUAUGUAUGCAUUCACCUUGCCUCUUGCACAAAUGUCAAAAUGAAAAGAUGGGAAUGUCUCAAAACAAAAUGAGCUUGUAGAUUACCAAGCAGUUUGCUAAAAAAAAAAAAAAAAAAAUAUCAAUCUUUGACCCAAACUGUAGCAUUUUUUUUUUCAUGUGUGGCACUGUUUUUUUUAUUUGAUGCCACCAACAAAACUGUGUGAGAGGGGUGUGUGUGUG
Messenger RNA from Microtus oregoni (creeping vole), 4333 nucleotides. RefSeq names its product semaphorin 6D (gene Sema6d). Gene Ontology annotation, molecular function: chemorepellent activity; semaphorin receptor binding. Lineage: Eukaryota; Metazoa; Chordata; Mammalia; Rodentia; Cricetidae. The record is from RefSeq and is a predicted model, not a curated record. The transcript is spliced from 22 exons. Gene Ontology annotation, biological process: axon guidance; neural crest cell migration; semaphorin-plexin signaling pathway. Bases 518 to 3736 code for a protein of 1072 amino acids.